AUGACCUUUAUAAUUAAUAACUUUGUUGUUAAGGGAGUUACAAUACAGCCGUCAUAUCGACUUAUUUCAUGCGCGAGUCAUUUGGGACAAACAAUCGACAGUGGCCAUUACGUAUGCGAUUUUUGGUGUAACGAAUCAAAAAAAUGGUUUCUUUGUAACGAUGAAUCGAUCCAACAAGUUGACGAACUGUCGGUCCAAAAGAAAAGUACUACUGGAUACGUUUAUUUCUACCUCAAGAACUGUUCGAAAGUGAAUGAUCAUGAAGGAAGGAUCAAGACAUAUUUCGAUUUGUCGCUGUCUUAA
Loa loa (African eye worm) is the source of this 303-nucleotide messenger RNA. RefSeq lists its product as hypothetical. The transcript has 3 exons. Gene Ontology annotation, molecular function: cysteine-type deubiquitinase activity. NCBI's taxonomy places the organism in Eukaryota, Metazoa, Nematoda, Chromadorea, Rhabditida, Onchocercidae. Gene Ontology annotation, biological process: protein deubiquitination. The record is from RefSeq and is a predicted model, not a curated record. The coding region runs from base 1 to 303 and encodes 100 amino acids.